Monoraphidium neglectum is the source of this 486-nucleotide messenger RNA. RefSeq lists its product as hypothetical. The transcript has a single exon. The coding region runs from base 1 to 486 and encodes 161 amino acids. Lineage: Eukaryota; Viridiplantae; Chlorophyta; Chlorophyceae; Sphaeropleales; Selenastraceae. The record is from RefSeq and is a predicted model, not a curated record.
AUGAACGUCCGCCAGUCCCCGCUCGACCUGCUGCACUUCCUCGUCCGCCUCUGCGCCGUCGUCGGCGGCGCGCUGAGCGUGACGCGGCUGUUUGACGGCCUGGUGCACGGCGUGGUGCGCGGGCUGGGCAUGUUUGAGGAGGAGCUGCGGCGCAGCUCGGGCGGCGGCGGCCGCGGCGUGUCAUCGCUGAGCGGCGGCGGGUUCCUGCCCACGAGCAGCGGCAGCGGCAGCCCGCACGGCUCGCUGCGCGACGCGCUCGGCGGCGUGGCGGCGUCGCUGCUGCGGCGCAGCAGCGCCGGGAGCGUCGGCAGCGGGCUCGGGGGCGGCGGCAGCAGCAGGGGUUACUCCUCGGGCGGCAGCGAGGGAGGGGCGACGCGGUUCGGCGGCGCCGCCCCCAUGCAGAUGUCGUCGCUCAGCGGCUUUGCGCCCCCGGUGCUGAACGGGUUUGGCUCCUGGAGCGAGAUCAAGAAGGACAGCCUGGCGUGA